ACUUUGUCAUUUUUGACUCCUUUUAGUUCAAACUAUUUAAUUAUCUAACAUGGGUUGUUGGAUCGGGUGAAUUUUUAGGAUCUUUAAUUAAAGGAUCCUAACUGAACAAAAACGAGGUCUUAAAUAAUGUGAAGAAAUAAAUCUGCUGUUAUAUUUUGAUGUCAGAAGUUGAAACUGAUGAAAAUCUGUUUAUUUCAGCUGUUUUUUGACCAAAUGUUGCUUCCGUUAAACUAAAUAUGUAAAUUCAGAACAAAAAUGAGAGGAUUUAUUUUUGAACGUGAGCGGGAAUCUAAACCUCCGUCGGCUCAGAUCAGUGGAACGUUUGUUUCUGUGUCCGAAACCGGAGGUUUGCUUGUUUCAUUUUCUCACCAGGAGGAAAAGAAACACGAUUAUUUGUUGGACGUUGGUUUUUAUUACCUGUAAGAGUGUAGAUGUGCGGAAGGGCUGAGCAGCUUCCUGUGCAGAAGGGUCCAGGUGAUCCGGAGGUUUAGUUGGAACCAUGAAGGGCUGCGAGGUCAACACCAGGCUGCUCUACCGGCUGACUCUGGUCUCCGGGAUGCUGGAGUGUCUGCUCUUCGCUGGAGUGGUUUUUGGUUACGCCUCGCUGGUGUUUGUGCUGAAGGAAGACGGAUACUUCAGCGAGAUGUGUGCCCACGACCCAAACAGCAACAUCUCCCUGAUGGAGACAGACUGUCCAAGUCAGGAUGAGCAGUUCUCUCUGGUCUUUACGAUCGCCUCGUUCCUCAACAACUUCCUGAAUCUCGUCAACGGCUUCCUGUUUGAUCGGUUCGGCACCAUGGCGACCAGGAUGCUGGGAAUAUGUUUAUACACAACUGGAACUCUUCUUGUGGCCUUCUCUGAUGCAGCGUUUGCUCUGAUGCUUUUUCCGGCUCUUUCCUGCAUCGCUGUGGGAGGAAUUCUGCUCCUACUUACCAACAUGCAGGUGGGAAACCUGUUUUCUGCUCACCGCUCCACCAUCAUCACUCUCUACAACGGAGCAUUUGAUUCAUCAUCUGCUGUUUUUCUCAUCAUUAAGGUUUUGCAUGAACAGGGGGUCCCUCUUCGCCCAACCUUCCUGGCCAUGUCCCUGUGCAGUAUCUUCCAUGUGGCGAGGACAUUUCUGCUCAUGCCCAGAACCCACAUCCCCUACCCUCUGCCUCAGAGCUACACAUACGGGGUGAAUUGUGGAAAGGCCAACACCUAUAAUGUGGAGCAGAUUGAGAGGAUGAGGGAGACCACGGUGACACUUUCACAGGAUUCCAGAGGGAAAGACGACUCCACACGAGUGGAUGAGGCAAAGCUUCAGAAAACACAAGAAGAGAGGAGUUUCCGGAGCUGUGUCCGGUCCUGGUUCUUCUUGUGGCAUCUCCUGUGGUUGUCCAUAAUGCAGCUGAGACACUACCUCUUCAUCGGAACACUCAACUCUACGCUCAGUCGACUGGCCCGGAACGACCCCAGCUUAGUGAGUCGGUACACCAAUGCUUUUGCAAUGACCCAGCUGUGUGGAGUCCUCUGUGCCCCCUGGAAUGGGCUCAUAUUGGACCGACACAAAGGAAAACCUCGAAGCCUCGGAGAAACUGAACAGGAUGCAGACCUGCGCUCGUCCUGUCUGUCUCUGUUCCUGACGUCGUUUCAGUGCCUCCUCUUCUCUGUGUGUGCCUCCAUUCCUAUCCUCCCUCUGCAGUACCUCACCUUCAUCCUACAAGUUCUCAAUCGCUCCUUCCUCUAUGGAGGAAACGCAGCUUUCAUAAGCAUCACUUUUCCAAGCUCCCACUUUGGGAAGCUGUAUGGCCUGGUGAUGUCACUGUCUGCUAUCCUUUCCCUCCUUCAGUAUCCGCUAUUCGCCCUCAUCAAAGGACCUCUGCAUGGAGAUCCGUUUCAUGUGGACAUCGCUCUCACCCUCCUCACUCUUGUGGUGUUUAUCCAUCCUCUUCACAUCUUCAUCCACAGCAGGAGACGAGCACAAAGCAGGAAGAAUAAAGCUGACGACUCAGACUCCAGCGAAGCUGAAGCCAAACUGUAGAGGAAGAAUCUCCAGGAUGUAGAUAUUUUUGGUACAAUUUUGUUCCUGCACAAAGGAAAUGGAAAUAAUUUGUCUAUUUUGAUAAGAGAAUUGGUGUCUUUUCUAAUGAUUUUAAUGUCUAAAUAAAGAAGAAUGCAUUUUUUUAA
This is a messenger RNA of Nothobranchius furzeri (turquoise killifish), 2169 nucleotides long. It is a transcript of the gene slc43a3a, whose product is annotated as solute carrier family 43 member 3a. NCBI's taxonomy places the organism in Eukaryota, Metazoa, Chordata, Actinopteri, Cyprinodontiformes, Nothobranchiidae. The record is from RefSeq and is a predicted model, not a curated record. Gene Ontology annotation, molecular function: transmembrane transporter activity. Gene Ontology annotation, biological process: transmembrane transport.